UAGCUUUAUAAACGCUGUCUCACCAAAACAAUAACAUUGUGGAUGAGAAGUUUAAACGAGAUGGCGGUCUCGUGUGUAAUUGUGUUUGCUCUUUUAAACUAUGUGACAGCUACUCCACAUGAUUAUGCAAAAACCGGAGCUAUAGCAAAAGCUGAAGCACAUGCUGUCGCAGGAGGUUUUGGUUCGCUACCAGUAAUCCCUUUAAGUAUACCGAGUGGCACUGGAUAUUCAGGAGGCUUCUCGAAAUCUUCGUCAUCUAGCUACGCUGCAUCCAGUGCAAGUGCGAGUUCAAGCUCAAGUUCCUAUAGUUUUAGCAGUAAUAACGGAAUAGCCGGUAUUGGAUGUAAUACUGGUACCUGUAAAGGUAGUGAAAGUACCAUACCAUCAUCAAUUAACGGAUCUCCCAAUGGUCAAAUAACAUUUACACAUGAAAGUAGCGAAGCGCAGGCCGCAGCUGAAGCGAAAGCUGCAUCACAAUCAUCAACUUAUUUUAGUAGCGGCAGUAUUGCACCCUGUCAAUCAGGCAAUUGCUUUGGCCCGACAAAAUGUGUUACAGGUCAGUGUAACAAAUCUGCCGAAAAUUUUUUGUCUAAUGCCGCUGGAAGUGGAAGUGUAAUACAAAGUGCAAAUACUGAUAAAACGCCAAAAUGUGCGACAGGAAACUGUUUUCCAACCACAAAUCAAGCAGCAGACAAUAUAAACAAUUCAGAUGAUAUUGAAGUGAACGUCGAUGAAAACUUAAAACGCGGCUCUAACUCUUAUAACUCCAAAAAUCCACAAUUUGACAAUUCAAUUAAAAGCUCUUCCUCGAAUUCUCAGAAAUGUAACGGUGCGAACUGUGAUACAUUUUUGGCUUUAUCUCCAACGGACACCGCCCCGUCAUUUGCUCCUGAAAAGCCAGCAACUCAUCUAGUUACUCCUAAUUUCAGACCGAUAUGUACAUCCCAUAAUUGCCAAACAGACGCUACUCCGAAUAACAUUAAUGGAAAACCUAGCAGUUAUAAUGUUCCCAUUUUAGGAACCAAUCCUAAUUUUCAACAAAAUAUUCCCGUAAACCCUUCCACUAAACCAUUUCCUAAUAUUCCAUCAAGUGCGGGACACGAAUCUAACUGUGGACCCAAUGGCUGUGGGUCUAAUAUACAAACUAUAACUGAUUUUGGACUAAAAACUCCAAAAUAUUCACAUGUUUCUAACCCACCACCACAGAAUUUUGGGAUUUUGUCUGGUGUAGCUCCAAAACCUUCAUAUAAUACUUCCCCUUGUACUACUCCAAAUUGUGGCAGUUUCCUAUUGCCUAAUGAAAAUAAUUCGGGUUGGACUAAUAAAAUAAAACCAAGCGACUUGACUUCAGUAAACCACAAUGCUCCAACUUAUACCAAUGUCGUUGGAAGUAACACAGGAUCCACUACGCAAUAUCCAGGACACACUGGCACUGGAAAUUUUUAUAACGUUGCUAACAAUAAGGUUCCUUCCUACUUAGGUGAUUUCAAUACACCUAAAGGAUCUUUGAAUGGUGUUGUUUUUCCAAGUAUAUCAAGCACAGUUAAACCAAAUUUAGUCACUGAAUCGAGUCUUCCAAAGUAUACAGGUGGAUUUGGAGGGCCAAAAGGACCUGUAGAUGCAGCAAUUCGUCCAGGAUCUCUUAUCACACAUAAACCUCAUGUGAAUGAAGCGCCCACUGAAUCUAACCUACCUCGGUACACCGGCGGUUUUGGUGGACCCAGUGGAUCUGUUACAGCCGCAUUAAAACCAGGACUCUUUACAACAUCCAAACCAAACGUGGAUAUAAAACCUGCACCUGAAACAGUCUACACGGGAGGAUUCAGUGGAUUGAACAUGAAUAAACCCUUAAUAAACACCAACCCUACACAUGGUAGUGGUUAUACAAUACCAAAUUACUUGAACACUGGAGUUUCCACCUUUACGACACCAUCAACAACUUUUGUUACUAAUCUUGAUCAUCAAGUUGCGGUCAAUUCUCAUAAUUUACAAAAUCCCAUAAAUGAAAAGGAAAAGCUACCAAAAUAUACAGGUGGUUUUGGUGGACCACAGGGAAUAUUAAAUCCAAAUGAAUUUACCAUGCCCUCAAAAUUACCUUCUGUCUUUCCAACGUCGCCUUGUGCUACAACUGGUUGCAACUCAAAACCUGUUUUAAAUGAAAACCACAACAACGCUGACGUCAGUGCUAAUGCUCAGGCAAAUGCUAAAGAUGUUGUUUAUUCUGGCGGAUUUGGCGGUCCAUCAGGUGUAUUAGAACCUUCUGAAAAAGACCAGAAUAUUAAUACGGGGAAAAAUAAACAAGAUAGUGUCGAAUCUGAUAUCAAAACGAACAGUUAUAUACAUCAAAAAACACCUAGCCACGAUUCAACCAACAUACAAGCUAAUGCUGGACUUGAAACCGUCGAUGCUAGUGGUGGAACUAAAUAUAACACCCAGAAUGCUGAUACCAAUUUGCAUAUUCAGAAUAACCAAUUCCCCAAUAAAGGUAUGAAUGAAAAUAGCAACUCUGAAAAAGACGGCGAAUUAAAUGAAUAUAUUAAACAAGCCAAUAGCGCAGGUUCUUCUCCAGGGGUAGGAUUACAAUACAGUGGAUCUCCAAUGUCACCAGAUCUUAAUGCAAAUAUAGAUAAAAAGGAAGACGCAGAAACUAUGCUCAACGAUUAUAUAAAACAAGCCAAUUUUGCAGGAGCUUUUGCGAAGGCGGGAGCACAAUCAAAUGCAAAUAGCGCGUCGUCAGCUGUAGAUGCAAACGCUUAUGGCAAUUCCGAUAAUGGCAAUAUGUUAAAUGAUUAUAUUAAACAAGCUAAUAUCGCCAGCGCAUUUGCCAGCGCUGGGGCAGAAUCUAAUGUUGGUGAUCAAGAGAACUUCGUAGCGUUAUCUGGUUCACAAGCUAACCUUAAUUCAGGUUGUAAUGCGUGUAAAUCAAGUUUAAAUUCGGGAGCUGUUGCUGGAGCCACAGCUGCGGCAAAAGGUCAUUCUAGUGCAAGCAGCUGGGCAAAUGGAAAAAGUCUUACUAGUGGAACAGCCGCAGCCUAUGCUGCAGCAGGGGCUUCAGUAAAAGGAGGUUAUGGAAGAAGAUAAAAGAUUGAUGAUGAUUCUAAUAUUAAAAUCAAAAAUGUGACUAACGCUAGAGUUUGUUGAACUUCUAAGACUUAUGACUUAUGGUAAUCUAUACGCUUGUGAUAUUUAAGUGAGAUAGACCUACGUUUUUUAAUUAUAUUUUGUUAUUGAGAAUUAUGUAGUGAACAAAAUAAACAUUUUUAUUUUUA
Messenger RNA from Danaus plexippus (monarch butterfly), 3269 nucleotides. RefSeq lists its product as uncharacterized. The coding region runs from base 43 to 3081 and encodes 1012 amino acids. Lineage: Eukaryota; Metazoa; Arthropoda; Insecta; Lepidoptera; Nymphalidae. The transcript has 3 exons. The record is from RefSeq and is a predicted model, not a curated record.